AUGAAACUCGAUUGGGAAGACCCUUACGUGAUCAGCCGGUCUAGGGGCAGAGGAAGCUACACACUUGACACCCUAGAAGGGAAGGAGAUUCUAAGACAAUGGAAUGCCUAUCACCUCCGAAGAUAUUACCCCAUGAAGCUUCCGCCUAUCUGA
Messenger RNA from Prunus armeniaca (apricot), 153 nucleotides. The record is from the annotation of a GenBank genome assembly. NCBI's taxonomy places the organism in Eukaryota, Viridiplantae, Streptophyta, Magnoliopsida, Rosales, Rosaceae.